Didymodactylos carnosus is the source of this 4665-nucleotide messenger RNA. The record is from the annotation of a GenBank genome assembly. NCBI's taxonomy places the organism in Eukaryota, Metazoa, Rotifera, Eurotatoria, Philodinida, Philodinidae.
AUGAUCUCCACAUUAGUCUCCCUGAUUAUUCAUUCACAGGGUACCGACGAAACGUUAUAUAAUAAAUUAACUCAACAUCAUGGAAAAAAUAAACAUUAUAUUUCAUCGGCGAAACAGGGUGGAAAACAAUUGAUGUUUGGUGUAAAACAUUUUGCUGAACCUGUUCUCUACGAUUGUACCAACUUUCUCGAAAAAAAUCGUGAUACAUUUAGUAAUGAUUUGAAACUUAUUCUAUCUAAUAGUGAAAAUCGUUUAAUAAAGACAAUAUUUCCAAUUGAAUCAUUAAAUUUUGUAUGUUUUGUCACACUGAAUUUUGAUCGUGAACGUGUUGUCCAACAGUUACGUUAUAGUGGAAUGAUGGACACAAUCAACAUUCGUAAACUCGGUUAUCCAAUUCGCCAUAAUUUCAAUGAAUUUGUUCAUCGUUAUGCUGCUAUUGCAUCGUCGAUUGAGAAAAUGCAUAAAAGAUCAGAAGCAAGAGGUAAUCAAAGUGAUCCACGUGCGAUAGCGGCAAAAAUAUGUGAAAUAGUUCUCACUGGUCAGGAUUAUCAAAUUGGAAGAACAAAAAUGUUUUUAAAACUCAUUGACAUAUUAGUUGAUAUCUUUACCAAGAUGCGACAUGGUUUUCAACGUUUACAAGCGGUAUAUAACAUGCAGCAUAUCGAUGUAAAAAUGAAACUAUACCAUGAAACAUUACCAAAAAUUCAAACAUUAUGCAAAGGUACUCUAGCUCGACGUCAUGUAAAGUUUCGUCCGCAAGCAAUUCAAAUUCUACAAGAAAAAGGUUUACAAUAUCUUGCUUGGAGAAAUGUUCGACGACAACAAAUUAGAGCUUUAGAAAUGGAACAAUUAGAAACUUUUCGCUAUAAAGAAGAGCAACGUUUAACACUUGAAUUAGGCCCGGAGAAAGCGAAACAAGCGACAGAAGAAAAAUAUCAAGAACUUUUAGCAAAUUUGGAAGAAGAAAUUCGUGAACAAGAACGACAAGAUAUUGCAAACGUGAGAGAAAAACGAGCAGGGAGAAAUCGAGUUGAUGAUAAUGAUGAUGUCGAGUUUUCAACAAAAGAAGAAAGAUUAUUAAAACGUGAAACAGAUCCAUUUGAAAGUGAUGCUAAACGAUAUGGUUUUGAAAAAUUUACAGUCAAAUAUUUUCAACAUGGAAAUACUGCAAGUUUUUCAGAUAAAGAAAUAGCCAAAUCACUAUUGAAUUUAAAUUCACCCGUAGACCAACAGGCGGCUGAAGCUAUUUUUGAAGUGAUUAUGAGAUUUAUGGGCGAUAAAGAUGAUGUGGAACCCCCAAAAUCGACGACAAAUGAUGAUAAAGAACUAAAAAGACGUGAUUCUCAAUAUGAAAUAUUGAUAUCAGUACUGUAUCCACUUAUUGCUCAUCAACUCGAAAUAAAACUUGAAGAAGAAGAUGAUCCGCACGAAAGGAAAAAAAAGCGUAAUAUUCGUGCAAAAGCUAUCGAUCGUAUACGAGCAAUGAAAAAAAAAUCGGUUUAUUUUGAAGAACGUCUCAAGAAAGAUAAUCCAUUUCGUGAAGAUCGUUAUUUAACAUCAUUAGAAAAAGUUCAAAUGAUAUCAGUACUAGGUAUAAUUCGUCCACAAUUGAGAGAUGAAAUAUUCUGUCAGCUGUGUAAACAACUUACUAAUCAUCCAGUAAAACGAGAUAAGAAAAGUAAAAAUUUGGACAAAAUGGAACAACAGCAACAUUCAUAUAUGCGCGGAUGGUUUUUACUAACUUUAUGUCUAAGUACAUUUCCAGCAAGUUCAAAUUUAGUACCUUUUUUACGUAAUUUUGUUCUGAAUGGUCCUUCAAAUAUAGCUGAAUUUUGUGAAUUUGCCUUGAAACGUACAUAUCGUAAUGGUUCAAGAAAUGAACCGUUAAGUAUGGAAGAGAUCGAGGGUUUACGAAAAGCUCAACCCAUGAAAAUAAAAGCACGAAUAAUACAUGGUACGAUGCAAAAAUAUGUUUAUUCUGAUCCAGCCACAACAGCUGAGGAAGCUUGUACAGAAUUAGCAAGACAAUUAAGCAUCAAAGCAACAUUCGGAUGGUCGUUAUAUGCGCAAUAUAAAACAGCGAAUUAUUCACUUGGUUUUAACAAUGAUCAUGUAUUUGAUGUAUUAUCACGAAUAGAAAUGAACCAAAUAGAAACAAAAGGUGACGUUGAAAAACCAGUGGAUAUACAGUAUGUAUUUUGUAAACAAAUAUUUGCUCCAUGGGAAAAUCUCGAUGAUGAUCCAGUAGCUAUUGAUUAUAUUUAUGAGCAAAUAAUUAAUGGAAUUCGAGCAAAUAUUUAUACCUAUGAACCUGUGUCAGAUGAAGGAGAAUUUAGCCUCUUAAUUGUGCAACAUUAUUAUAUAAUACAUGGAAAAGAUAUAGAGCCAGAUAAAAUGAAACAAAUCGUUCGAGAUAUAACACCACCGCCAUUUGUAUUAUCUGAUAGUAAUCAGAAAAUACAACUAGUAUUAACAGAAAAACAAAUUGAUAUUAUUGUACAAAAAGCGAUUCAAAAAGAUGGAGAAUUCAAACGAAGCGUUAAGCGUUUAAAACAAAAAUUCAAAUCUCGUGAACAAAUUCGUCGUGAAAUAAAAAAAGAACUUAUCACCUAUGCUCAACGAAAAUGGCCUAUUACAUUUUCACGUGUAUUUGAAAUAUCAACAUUAUCUGGACCGUUGAUUGAUGAAGUACAAACCGCUGGUUUAUCGAUUGGAAAAGAUAUGAUUCAUUUUUUUUCUAAAGAGACACAAAUCAGUGUAGGUGAAAUACGUUAUCCAGAAAUAACAGCGAUAAGAAAAGAUCAUGAUCAUGUAUUAAACUAUUAUCAUUAUACAUUGGAAACUGUCUAUGGUGAUUUUACAUUUGCAUUACCAAUGGGAGCUGAUUUAGAAACAUUAUUAAAAUUAAUUCAUACAAAUUUGAAAGAUAGAUCACGAAUGGCCAUUGCUCAAAAAGAUUAUAAACCAGCGAAACGUGGUGCUGGAAAAUUAGAAUUAUUACGUGGUGAUAUUGUACUGUUGAAUGGUGAAAGCAGAAAGAAUUUUGAAUCAGGUUUUCUCACUGGUGUCAAUGAUCGUACAAAUCGUGAAGGUGAAUUUCCAGCGGAUAUUGUGUAUAUCAUUCCGUGUAUAGAUAAACCAGAAACAAAAGUUCUUCGAGGAUUAGUUUUACGUAUAAUAAAACGCGCUCAUAAUAUUAGCAAUGACAUUGAACAACAGCAACAUUAUAAUAUUCAUACAUUAAAAGAUUAUGCGGAAAAAUUCUUUCAGUAUAUAUCUAAUCCAUUAAAUAGAGAUUUAAUAGAUAAUAAUUUUUUAUAUUUCUAUAGAUCGACAAAGAUGACUGUUUGGCAAUAUGAAAGAGAUGAUAUAAAAGAAGGUCUACUUCGAAAUCUUGAGAAAAAGCCAGAGCUACAAGAAAAAGCGGUGCAAAUGUUUCAAGCAGUACAACAGUAUGCAAGAAUGUCACCACAAGAUAGAAAAAAUAUACAACAAAGUGAUAUUGAUAGUAUAUUUGAUGUAGCAUUUGAAAAAGCGGUACGUAUAAAGACUUUUAAAAUGUUAAAAGAAGAAUUAUAUUGUCAACUAAUAAAACAGUUGACAUAUUGUCCUGAUAUUAAGAUUGAAACUCGAAUAUGGGAAUUAUUAUGGUUAUUAACAGGUUGUCUAGUUCCAGACAAAGUCUUAUUACAACAUGUACAACUAUUUUUAAGAUCAAGUUCGAAUCUAGCAGCAUUAGAAUGUUAUAAUCGAAUACAAAAAAUUCUGAAACAAGGAGAACGCAUAUGUCCACCACAUAUUAUUGAAUGUAAAGCUCAGAUAAAUUGUACUAAAAUUCGUCAAUAUAUCCACUUUCCAAAUGGCCGUGAGCAAGAUUUUAUUGUCGAAUCAACGACAAAAGCUGAUGAACUUGUGUCAAAUAUAUGUAAAGAAUUAAAAAUACACUCGUCAAAUGGUCUAAGUUUAUUUUUAGAAUUCGGAAAGAAAAAAUUUUGUGGACAUGAUAAAAAAAACCUUGACUAUAAAAUACAUUUUAAAAGAAAAUUAUGGAUCAACAUUGUACCAAAUGAAGAUCGUCAAGCUGACUCUAUUGUCCAUUUUUAUCAGGAAAAAGAAAAAUAUAUUCUCGGUUUACACAAAUGUACUAUGGAUGAGGCUGUCAAUUUGGCUGCACUAUUAGGCAAAGCUGAAAAAGCCAAAGGUACACCAGAAAACAAUCUUGCAUAUUUUGUACCAAAUUUUCUAAUUAAAUCAGCUCCACAAUCUGAAUGGGCCAAAAAAAUUUAUAAUGCAUCAAAUCAAAUUCGAGAUCUUACUGAUGAAGAAGCGAAAAUAAAGUUUUUAAAACACGUAUCAACAUGGCCAAUAUAUGGAACAAAGUUUUAUGAAAUUAAAAAUAAAUCAGAAUUUGAUUUUCCUGAAGAUAUAUUUAUUUGUAUAAAUCAAAAUGGUAUUAGUAUAAUGAAUGCAGUGACAAAGUAUGUGGCUAAAUAUGUUUAUUUCAAUAUAAAUCAUAGUUCAAAUGCCAUUUCAUUUCUUCUCGAAGUACAUGUAGGAAGACAAACAAAAAAAUAUGUUUUUGACACGGAUAUGGGUGACAUUAUAGAAGAUUUAAUUGACGAUUAUUUAGAUGCAACGAAACAAGAUAAACAAAAUGAUUAUUAA